UCCAAAUUCAACCUCUAAACAAAAACACAAUUAUUUCUCUCCCCUUUUUCAUCACACCACAUUAACUGCUCCACUUAUAUAUCAGAGAAACCGCUCUUCAAAGAUUCUCCGAAAAGACCCCAUUGUCAAUUGAAACUGUUUUUGAUGUUGAUCAGUCCAUCUCACUCUUCCUUCAAUUGGAUUUCUCAUCCAAUGACAUUCUUCAAAAAAGUUGCUAUUUUUGCUGGUUAAAACAGAUCAGCAAAAUUCAAACGAUAUAAGGGCAAAAAUUGGGAGAAAUUAAAUUGAGCGGAAUGCCGAAGCAUAGGCAUGGCAGGGUGAUGAUGGAGGGCAUCGCAAUUACAAAAACGAGGAAAAGAGGGUGCUCGCCUUCGUCGUCUUCCUCCUCGAGAAUUCAUCACUACAGGCUGAAUAAGCGGGCCAUUGUGGUGGGCCGGAGCCGGGCCGGGCUCGGGGGGUCCAGAUCCGCCACCCCGAGCGCCGUGGAGUCUCCCAAGUAUUCGGAGAGAGGGCGGGCGGCCCAGCCCGUUUCGGCCCGACGGCUCGCGGCCACGCUCUGGGAGAUGAAUGAGAUUCCGUCGCCCGGGCUGAGUGGGAGCGAUUUGGAGGCGGUGAAGCAGCAUCUGAGGAAUAGUGGCACCAAGGAGGUUUUCAAGAGAGAGAAAAUGCAGUCGGGCUGGGGCCCGCGCUCGAGCUGCGCCUCUCUUCCGCCGCAUUUGUCCGAUCCCUCUCACACCCCGACCGCUUCCGAGGUUGAUCGAAGUGGUAUAGCUAGUGAGAAGAGGACACCAUCGAUUUCUCGGAGGCAAACCUCUGCUGAAUUUGAUUCUAUCAGCAAUGCUAGUUUUAUGGAGAUUGAGAGUAGGUCGAGGGCCCCGACUUCGAGUGGAUCGGUUAGUGGCAGUAGGAGUCGCCUUAAGGAUGUAAAUAACGCUCUGACCACGUCGAAGGAGUUGCUGAAAAUCAUUAGCCGCAUUUGGGCUCGUCAGGCAGACCAACCUUCUUCACACAUGUCUGUGGUGUCAGCGCUGCACGCUGAGCUUGAGAGAGCUCGGACGCAGGUCAAUCAUCUCAUGCAGGAGCACCGAACGAGUAGGAACGAGGUCCACCAUCUCAUCAAGUGUUUUGCUGAGGAAAAGAUGUCGUGGAAGAACAAAGAGCACCUAGCGAUUGAGGCAGCGAUUGCGUCCAUUGCUGGUGAGCUUGAGGUGGAGAGGAAGCUUAGGAGGCGGCUCGAGGGCUUGAAUAAGAAUCUAGGGAAAGAGCUAACGGAGAUCAAGUCAUCAUUCAUAAAAGCAGUUAGGGAGCUCGAGAGUGAGAGGAGGGCAAGAGAGGUUACUGAACAAGUAUGCGAUGAGCUAGCAAGGAACGUCGAUGAGGAUAGAGCUCAAGUGGAGAAGGAGAGGGAGAUGCUCGAGUUGGCUGAUAAGUUGCGCAAGGGGAGAGGGCAGAUGAAGCUUUCCGAGGCUAAGCAUCAGUUUGAGGAGAAGAGCUCCGCCAUCAGCAAACUGAGGAAACAAUUGGAAGUCUUCCUCGGAGCCAAAAGGGACAAAGAUGAGGAGAGAGCAACGCGUUUGAGCAAACUGAGCAUUAAGUCACUCCCACAAGAUGACAGAGAGGUUGAGGAUGGUAGAGACAGCAGAGUAGAAUCAACAGAAGGUGAUCACUUGACUGAGAGCAAGAACAACACGAGCAAAAUCCACAAAUGGGCAUAUGCGUAUAGUAGCUCUGCAAUCGCUCGUGAUCCCAAGAAAGUAACAGUUGAUGAGAUCAAAGCUAGGAACUCCAUCUCGGGUCAGGUCUCAUGGAGGGGCACCGCACUCCAAAGGGCUAUAUCAGAUGGAGUCGAAGGUGGCAUUCGUCGCCAUGAAAAAGGAGAUGGUUUGGACAGGCAAAGAUUUCCCGAGGUUGAGAAGGAACACAGAAGGAGCUGCACGGAUGAGAUGACGAGAUACAGAGGUAUCAAGGGACCCCACGAGCACGUGUUGUCGCGAUCAUCGUUAACCAGAGAUUGCUACAGUCCAUCCCAGCAGAGGGACUAGCCAUUUCCUUCCUGGAAACCUAAAUGGUGAAUUCUUUCUGAAAUGUAUUAACUGUUGCUUUGUAGAAUCAAGAAACAGUAUAAAACCUUGGAGUUCUAAUUGUGAAGUAUGAAGAAGUAGUCAAUAUGAUAUUGACUUUUUGCUGUUACUUUGUGCAAAUAUUGAAAUCCAGCUUUGAUUUUGUUUA
Messenger RNA from Salvia hispanica, 2229 nucleotides. RefSeq lists its product as uncharacterized. NCBI's taxonomy places the organism in Eukaryota, Viridiplantae, Streptophyta, Magnoliopsida, Lamiales, Lamiaceae. The record is from RefSeq and is a predicted model, not a curated record.